AUGAACAAAGGAGUGUUACCAUUCAUAACGCUAGUGCUAUGCUUGAUUCAUGGCACUUGUUCGAUUCCAGUUCCCGCACCCGUGCCAGCACCCAGUAUUGGUCUGGGUCAUGACUUGGGAUAUGGAGGAUUAAGCCUAGGAUUGGGAUUGGGCUUGGGCCAUCUCGGAGGCCACUAUGGCGGUUUGGGUUUAGGAUUGGGCUAUCAUCAUGCUCCUAUCAUUUCUAAAACCAUCAUUGGAAAGAGUUAUCUUGGUGGUUACGGACUAGGCCACGGAUAUCUGGGAGGACUGGGACUCGGAGGCCAUGGACUCUAUGGUCAUGGAUUGGGCCUGGGAUUAGGAUUGGGCCAUGGGUAUGGCUAUGGCUGGUGAUGACACGGUUUUUGGUGCAGAGGCUUGUGA
Drosophila willistoni is the source of this 402-nucleotide messenger RNA. Its product is annotated as glycine-rich protein. The transcript has 2 exons. The record is from RefSeq and is a predicted model, not a curated record. NCBI's taxonomy places the organism in Eukaryota, Metazoa, Arthropoda, Insecta, Diptera, Drosophilidae.